Ilex paraguariensis (yerba mate) is the source of this 468-nucleotide messenger RNA. The record is from the annotation of a GenBank genome assembly. Lineage: Eukaryota; Viridiplantae; Streptophyta; Magnoliopsida; Aquifoliales; Aquifoliaceae.
AUGAUGAAGUUGAGAUCAAAAAGGUUCUCCAGAAGCAAUUCUAAGAUAGGUAAAGGUGGCAGCGCAAGUGGUGGCAAAGGGUGUGUAACCGCCGGUGAAAUCAAAUGGGAAGUUCGUCCCGGUGGUAUGCUUGUUCAAAGGAGAGACUGUGGAGAAGGUGUUGGACACGGGACGAUUACAGUUAGAGUCUCAACUGUUUCACAGUGGCAUGAUAUAUCCAUCCAAGCAACUUCAACAUUUGGGGAAUUGAAGAUGAUACUGUCAUUAGUGACUAGCUUAGAACCAAAAGAACAAAGGGUAUUGUUCAAAGGGAAGGAGAGAGAAGAUUAUGAACACCUGCACAUGGUGGGUGUUAGAGACAAGGACAAGAUGCUGUUGUUAGAAGAUCCAGCCAUCAAGGAGAUGAAACUCCUUCAAUUGACUGGAGGAGCAGCCAUUGGGACUCCUUAUCGGACCAUUAGGGUCUAA